AGUAGUCUGAAGUGUGGAGAAGUCAGGAACUCUCGUCCUCACAGGGUAAAGAUGCAGACGCCAGCGGAGUCAAUCAUCCACAGCGGCUAUUUCCACAAAACACUCCGAUACUGGCAGAGCUGCGCUGCUGAUCUGAAGCCUGACAAUCUCAUCUACCCAAUCUUCAUCACAGACAGUGCAGAUGCAGUGGAGCCCAUCAACAGCCUGCCAGGACAGGCCAGACAUGGGGUGAACAAGCUGGAGGAAAUGUUGAAUCCACUUGUGGCAAACGGCUUGAAAUGUGUCCUGAUUUUUGGUGUUCCAGCAAACAUAGCAAAGGAUGACAGAGGAUCAGGAGCCGACUCGGACGACACGCCGGCUGUGUUGGCUGUGAAGAAAAUCCGGUCCUUGUAUCCGGAGCUGCUGGUGUCCUGCGACGUCUGCCUGUGUCCCUACACGUCACACGGACACUGUGGAAUCCUGAAUGACGACGGCACUCUGAACAACGACGCCAGCUGCCUGCGUCUGGCGGAAGUCGCUCUGGCUUACGCUCGAGCUGGUUGUCACAUCAUCGCUCCCUCUGAUAUGAUGGAUGGAAGAGUCGGAGCCAUUAAACAAGCACUGAUAUCCAACGGUCUUGGAAACAAGGUCUCUGUGCUGAGCUACAGUGCAAAGUUCGCCUCCUGUUACUACGGACCCUUCAGAGAUGCUGCUCAGUCCAAGCCGGCCUUUGGAGACCGACGCUGCUACCAGCUGCCUCCUGGAGCCAGAGGUCUGGCUGUCCGCGCUGUGGAACGAGACGUGAGGGAAGGAGCUGACAUGCUGAUGGUGAAGCCCGGGCUGCCCUAUCUGGACAUCGUAAGGGAAGUCAAAGACAAGUUCCCGUCCCACCCUCUGGCGGUUUACAACGUGUCGGGGGAGUUUGCUAUGAUGUGGCACGGAGCUCAGGCCGGAGCGUUCGACCUGAAGGCCGCCGUCAUGGAGGCCAUGACCGCCUUCCGCCGGGCAGGCGCUGACAUCAUCAUCACCUACUACACACCUCAGCUGCUCACCUGGCUGAAGGAGUGACCGACGGACACCUGAGGAACCGAGGCGGACCAACGGAGGGACUUUAGUUAAGCUAAACUAGAGCCCUACGGGAAAUAAAGCUAAUUACAAACAAUCCGUUUAUUUUUAGAGCUUUUUGUUUUUUGGAAUUGUGUCACGGUAACAAGUCACCCUGCACAUGUCUAUCUGUGUGUCAGAUUAAAGCUUUAGAAGGGCUGAUGUGGAGAAUGUAAACGUAUAUUAUUGUGUUUUUUUUUAGCAGAAAAUGCGUCAUUGGGAUCAGCAACAGAUAACAUGGGUCGUCUCUCAGCAACAGAUAACAUGGGUCGUCUCUCAGUAACAGAUAACAUGGGUCGUCUCUCCUCACUAAUGUGAUCAUGGAUUGUGUAGAUUUUUACGAAUCGAUAACGUGUGACUGCUGCCUGAGGUGGCUGUGAGUCCUCUCUGAAUAAGCUCCUGUUGACCAGAAAUAAAUAAAGUCAUUCUAUCAUGUC
Messenger RNA from Stegastes partitus (bicolor damselfish), 1520 nucleotides. It is a transcript of the gene alad, whose product is annotated as aminolevulinate dehydratase. Gene Ontology annotation, molecular function: zinc ion binding; porphobilinogen synthase activity. The coding region runs from base 52 to 1047 and encodes 331 amino acids. Gene Ontology annotation, biological process: heme biosynthetic process. The record is from RefSeq and is a predicted model, not a curated record. The transcript is spliced from 12 exons. Gene Ontology annotation, cellular component: cytosol. NCBI's taxonomy places the organism in Eukaryota, Metazoa, Chordata, Actinopteri, Pomacentridae.